AAAUGUCAGUAUUCUCGAUUUCCGUGUAAACAAAUAUAAUAUUAUAAUCACAAAUCAGCGUUCUCUGCAGCCUGCAAUGCUCUAUGCAGCACACGAUAAAUUAAAUUAAAUUUAUCAUGAUGCAGCAGCUGCUGCUGCCUGUUGGUACUUGGUUCAUUAUAGUAUUGUAAUCUAUAAACCUUGGGUUCGUUAUGCGAUAGUGAUUAUUCGUCGGACGUUGGUCGUGUUAUUGAAUAUUUGCGUUUUGAAAACAUUCAGUUUUCCCAUGUCGACAAAUCGUUACGUGAUUACGUAACAGGGAACUUACAUCGCAAAUCUCAAUAUCGCAUAAUUUACUUACUAUUUUUUUUUGUGUAGAGAAAAUGCAUUCGGAACAUUUGGUGACCCAUGUGUUGUUAUUCGUCAUUUGUGCCACAGCAGUGGUCUGUCUGAAGAAAGAUCGGUUCUUUUGCGAAUUGUCUUCCUCGUGUAUGUGCAUUACGGUCAAUGACAACAGCAAUAUCGACUUAGGUGGACUGAAUUUGACUCUGACAAUCGCAGAUAACCAGACGUUGAACUAUCAACCUUGUGUCAGUGAAAUCGUUAUCGUAAAUGGGACAUCCGAUUCUUCAAUACAAGUUGCCAAUUAUACGCAUGCUAAUGUUAAACUAACUGACUUGGUAACAUUUAUCUAUACAAAUGACGAAAGCCAACACGAGUUUGAUGUAAUUUUGGUAUGUGAUGAAUUGGCAGUCAGUGGAAACGAAUCUUUGACAAAUUUCAAAAAUGUCACAGCUAACCAAUGUACGGUUGAACUUAAAACCAGUAAAGUAUGUGGAUUGAAUUUAAGCGACGCGUAUGAAAACAACCCAGAUUCAGAAUCUUGGACUUACUUUUUUUCAUUUGUCUUGGUUGUUGCAUUUGUUUACUUUGUUGGCGGAUCUGUAGUAAAUGCUUGUUUAUUUAAUGAAAUUGGUAUAAAUAUGAUUCCUCAUCAUGCAUUUUGGUUGUCACUUUAUGAUAAAAUCAAGGAUAAACUAUGCGGCACAUCUACAAUGGCAACUGCUUAUGAAAGCAUAUAAAUAUUUUUUUUUCCCAAACAAAAAUAAGAUGCUCAUGCACGCUGUAUUGCUAUUUGCUGGGCGUAAUAUUGCUGAUAAAAAUAUUAUAUAUUUUGUAUUUUAAUCUUCUUAUUUCCAAAGGAAACACUGUAUUAAAUCAUUUUAUUGUUUUGUGUAUUAUUGUUUAAUUUGAUGAACAUAUUAUUUUUAUUUUCAUUAAAACAUAUAUUUAAAUUUUA
Molecule: messenger RNA, 1279 nt
Organism: Myzus persicae (green peach aphid)
Lineage: Eukaryota; Metazoa; Arthropoda; Insecta; Hemiptera; Aphididae
Exons: 6
Coding region: 363-1061 (232 amino acids)
Source: RefSeq, a predicted model, not a curated record